CGGUCCAGCGUUGUAUAGCCAAGCGUUUAAUCCACUUCAUGUCACAUUUUAUAUACUGUAUACGAAUUGUGUUUACACUGCAGUUCCAAGUAUUGUGAAACAGUCGACGAGAUGGAAGAUUCGCCGGAAGAGCCUCGGCGGACAAACCAAGAUGACGAAGUAAUGAAUAUAGAUUUAAAAACACAUGGCGAUCCAUUCACGAUCUCUUUACCCGAGGACACCUUCAAGAUCGAUACAGGAGAAAGUGAUUUCAAAGAUUUUGAUUCUCGCCGUGAACGUCGCAGCCACCAUGAUUCCAACCCUCAUAACAAGCGGCGUGAUGAGAAUCCCCAUGGCAACCGCCACGAAGGUGAUAUCGAAAGUGACUCUCAUUCAAACGGUGUUUAUAUCCAGAAACCGCGCACGUACCUUGUACACUCAGUGGUAGGCUGCAUACUAUGCGUCGUUCCACUGGGAUUGAUAAGUCUAUAUAUGUCAUAUCAGGUGUAUAGUGCUGUGAAGAAACGGGAUUUCCGAAAAGCAAAAUCAUCGUCCAAAUGUGCAUGUCAGUUGUCAGCGGCUAGCAUCAUCUGUGGUAUCAUCAUAUUGGUGUUAGUCAUAGGAAUAGUUAUCUACUCCAGGUCGGAUACGAGCUCUGCAACCCAGUCGCCAUUCAACACUACGGACCCAAUAUGA
Saccoglossus kowalevskii is the source of this 675-nucleotide messenger RNA. RefSeq lists its product as uncharacterized. The record is from RefSeq and is a predicted model, not a curated record. Lineage: Eukaryota; Metazoa; Hemichordata; Enteropneusta; Harrimaniidae. Gene Ontology annotation, cellular component: membrane.